CGAAAAUCAGGAUCGGUUUGUAGGGAGCGAGUGACAAGGUAGCAUCUGUCAGAAGACGCUUUGUUUUUUUUUUUACUAUAUAUAUAUCUGUGGUAACAGGCAUCGUUGAGUUUUCAUUUGUAGAUUUUAAAUACAUAAAGGCAACUAUGAGACCGUGCAUCUUGCCAAGAAAAUCCUGUAUUGAACAUGGAGUCGUUGUAUAUAGCGACAGGACAAGAUAAAUCUUACUGCCGAAAAAGGGCUGAUUUUUCUGCACUGGGCACCCACCAGAGGUGGAGAAAGGAAGAGCCGAGAAGAACAGGCUGGUCAGUUGGGGCUCCGAGCAGAUCGGCGAACUGAGACACCAUUUGGAAGAAAAUUUUAAUGCAGUAUUUCUGGCACUUAGUAUGAUAAUCAUGGAAAUCCUCAGCUGCCACAACUGCAUUUCAUUUUUGGCCCCUUUUCAGCCCCGGCUCUCAAGUUCAGUCCUUAUCUUGAUUAAGCAAGUGAUUGCCUCACAACUUCUGUGUUUUGGUGUCGAUCCAGAAGUGAUAAAACUGAGCGUGUUCAUUUCUUAUUGAUAUUUGGAAAUAAUGUAACUUUUUUUUUUUUUUUUUUAAAACCAUGUUUUUAAAAAUUCCAAUCAUCAUCAGUCUUUACUUUGUUUUUUGUACAUGUGCCACUUUAACCUAUUGUGUGAAUGCUGUAUUAUUGUGGGAAUGAUCCUAGAAUAGAAUACAUUGUAGGCCCCACUCACACAUUGACAUGCUCAAGCACAAGGCCAAAUCUGAAUUUCCAGUUCACCUGUCCCGCACAUCUGGGGUACAAAGAGGAAAACCCACACAGACAGUUAAGGGAUAUCCUUUGGGCCGUAGUGACGGCUUGGUGGUGAAGUGGUAGUGCUGCUGAUUCACAACGAACCCUGGGGUUAAUGUUCUGGGUUGUCACUGUGCAGAGUUUGCAUGUUCUCCCUAUGUCCAGUUUACUCCCACAGUCCAAAGAGAUGCAGGUUAGAUGAAUUAAUGAUGCUGAAUCAACCAUAGUGUAUGUGUGACUUUGUCAUGUCUGCCUUGCACCCUGUGCUAGCUGGGAUAGGCUCCAUCUUCCCCAUGAUCCUGCUCAUGAUAAAACUGCUUUGGAGAAUGAAUGAUAUGAGCCAUUGUACCUUCUCUACUAUUGAGAAAUGAUUUGAAAUAUUGUUAAUAGUUAAAAAAUAACUUCCACAGUAAGGAAAAAAUUGCAGAAAUGGCAGUCUGUCGUGUUAAGGAUAUGACUAUGUAAUUAUUUACAUAAAACUUGAUUCACACUUUAAUAACCAAAGCUCAAGUUUAAAGGAGUUAUUGUCUCUUUUUUCCCCACCCCAGUGCAGGAACGCUGAUUGAACUUGACUUUAUAUAAAAAAAAAAAAAAGAAAACAUUGAUUAUUCUGGAGAUGGUGGAGAUUAUUCUUAACAGAAUUUAUAUCCAAUCCGAGUAAAAAAAGUGCAAAAUGGACAAAUUCUUGCCGGUAGAAGGUUACCUGGAACAACAAUCUGUAAAUUCAAUGCAAAAAGUCAACAGUCUGAGGUCACUCAGUAUCAAAGCGGAGCCUGUUUCUGAGGGAUCUGAACACAUAAAAGAAGAGCUUCAUCUGAAGUGUGCACAAAUUAAACAAGAGCUCUGCGAGGUUGAAAUUGACUCUGAUAAACUUUGGAAUCCAGGGGAGCGUUUCCCUUCUCCUGCACCUGUGAAGAGUGAGCAGUCCGAAGAACUCUUUCCAAAGUGUCAGAUAGUUCACAAAGGGGAAGAGAGUGUUUGCCCCAAGGGAACAACAACUUUUCAACUGACUGAUAAUAAUUUUCAAUCUUUUCUUUGGUGCACUGAAUGCGGGAAGGGCUUCAGUCGGCUAAGUAACUUGAGAGCCCACCGGAGAAUUCACACUGGGGAGAAGCCGUAUGGCUGUAGUGAAUGUGGGAAGAAGUUCAGUACGUCCAGUGGCUUAAAAAUCCAUCACAGACUCCACACUGGGGAGAGGCCUUUCAGCUGCACUGAAUGUGGUAAGAACUUCAUCGCGUCCACCGACUUAAAAUCGCACCAGAGAAUACACACUGGAGAAAAACCCUACAGCUGUGCCGAAUGUGGGAAGAACUUUGGUGCCUCCUCUCACCUAAAAUCACACCAGAGGACUCACACAGGGGUGAAGCCUUACGGUUGUACCGAAUGUGGGAAAAGCUUCUCUCGGUUAAACAUACUUAAGAAACACCAGAUCAGUCAUGCCGGAGACCAUUUAUACACAUGCGGCGAGUGUGGGAAAAGCUGUAUUACAUCAGCAGAAUUAGAAUCACACCGGAGGAUUCACACAGGAGAGAAGCCAUACAUCUGUGGAGAAUGUGGGAAAAGCUUUCACACCAUGUUGAACUUAAAGAAGCACCAGAGAAUUCACACCGGCGAGAAGCCAUACAGCUGCGCCGACUGCGGCAAGAGAUUUUGGGUCCCGCGAGAUUUAAGAACACACCAGAGAAUUCACACCGGAGAGAAACCAUACAGCUGCGUGGAAUGCGGGAAGACCUUUAGAUUGUACAUUUGCUUGAAAAGACACCAGCAGAUUCACACCGGGGAGAAGCCGUUUAGCUGUGCCGACUGUGGGAAGAGUUGUAUUACGUCUGGCGAGCUGAAAUCCCACCAGAGAAUUCACACAGGAGAGAAGCCUUACAGCUGUGGUGAAUGUGGGCGAAAUUUCAGUCAGCUAGGAAAUCUUCGGUCACACCAGAGAAUUCACACCGGAGAGCGGCCGUACAUUUGUCCCGAGUGUGGGAAAAGCUUCAAUCAUUUAUUUAGCCUCAAAGGCCACCAGAUGAUUCACGCCAGAAAUAAACAGUGCACUAGUGGAAAGACAAGUCAGCUGGGAAACACUAUAUAGUGUACCAUAUGAAAAUAAAAAGCAUGGAGUUAUAUUAUAGUUGGACAAAUUUCAUAGGUUUGGUGGCAACAUCAUUACACUUGGUGGGGGUGAUUUCUCACCAAUCUAAUAAGGGGGCAUUGCAGGCAUUAUGAAGAAUUUUCUGUGCUACCCAUGAGUUCCCACCAAUCUAAUUGUAGGGUUUAUAAAGAAUUAUUUGUGAAAUCCAUCUAAGAUGGGUUAAAACCUAAGUAAUCGACAUAGACCUCGGUGUAUUCAGCGUUAACAUUUGCAGUGCAGGUACUAAGGAAAUGCAAUGCAUUCCAACAGAUGGCACAUCACAAACAUUAGCACUGCUUUUACAGACCCCAUACCAAAGGGUAUAUAAGAGAGAGAAAGCAAACAGAUACAUAAACAGACAGACACCUGACAUGCGCACAGACACUUCUCCUAUUAUUAAGGUGGAUGAACGGUACACGCUGGCGCCCUGCCCUGGGUUUGUUUCCUGCGUUGCAUCCUGUGUUGGCUGGGAUUGGAUCCAGCAGACCCCCCGUGACCCUGUAGUUAGGAUAUAGCGGGUUGGAUAAUGGAUGGAUGAAUGGUACAAACCUCAUGGACUGUCUGAUUUAUCUUACCAAGUGCAUGUACUUAGCUUACUCACUGACAUUUUCUAAUCGGUAACUGAGAAAUUAAAUACUACUGAAAUCAAUCCUAAAAAUAAGUCUGUCGCACAUGAUUUUGUGCUAACCAAUAUAGACCAGGAUGAUUUCAUUAACACAAACUCUUCUCUAACCACAUGUGUUUCAGAUCUGGUUUGUCAGAAAAUCACUUUGUCAGGUUUAUGACAUUUAAAUUUGGAGAAGUAACAUUUAAUGGACAAGUGAAAUGAAUUUAAAUUACAAAUGUUACAAACCCCUGAUGCUUUCAUUUUCCAAAUCUCUUCCACCUUUUUUUGUUUACACUUGUCCCAACUUGAUUACCUUUGAGAAAUCAGACUUGUCCAUUUAAGAUGAUUAUUAUUUCAGUAUUCUGCAAAGCAGUAUUUUCCAAUUUUCAUAUACAGUAGGUUAUUUGUUUUGCUUACACUUGUAUGAUAAUCUAGAAUUAGCCACUGAACUGGACAGACCUUAAACACGGUAAUCUGCAUCAUGUUUGGUCCCGUACUUUUCAAAUACGUGUCCUUUGUGCUUCUCCUACAUACAUUGCGUUUUACUGUUUAUACCAAACAUGGUUUCAAAAUUCUAGUGAAUAACACACAUUACAACUUUGCUGAUUUGUUUCCGUCAGUGAAGUACCCUGCUUUAGCAGCACCACUAACGAAUCCUUAUUUCCGUGCUUCUGUUAACAUAUUUCAUGUCAUAGCAAUAGAAUAAUUUCCAUCAUGUUUCAAAGUGUUCUAAGCUGAGCAGCUUUAAUAUCUGUGAAAUGUGAAACUAUUGCAACACACAUAAUUAAGUUUACUUUGGAAUAAAAGUAUGGAGUCACUGAUUAAGUUAACCUUGUAGACUUGCUACAGGAACAGAGUGAGACGCUCGUUUGUAACUUAAAUCGAUUUUUACUUCCUGCAACUGUAGUUGCACUGCCAGUGUUGAGUUUCCUAUGGCUGUUGCAAUUUUCCUCCCACAUUUGAACACUCUAGACGCGGACAGGCCAUUCAGCCCAACAAAGCUCGCCAGUCCUAUCCAC
Messenger RNA from Polypterus senegalus (gray bichir), 4543 nucleotides. RefSeq names its product gastrula zinc finger protein XlCGF57.1-like. The transcript is spliced from 2 exons. Lineage: Eukaryota; Metazoa; Chordata; Cladistia; Polypteriformes; Polypteridae. The coding region runs from base 1469 to 2878 and encodes 469 amino acids. The record is from RefSeq and is a predicted model, not a curated record.